AUGUCUGCCGCGAGUGGAUGGGGACGGGACCAUCUGCUUGCCUGUCGUGUUAUAAUACGACCACAAAGGCCCAACAUUCUUCCAAUUCUGUCCAAAUACUCCAAAUCUUCCGACACUACGUCCUCGGCUGAGAUUGCGAAGUUUCUGAAGGGCCCUGAUAGCAAUAUGCAUUUCCAGAGAAGCGAGCACAGUCUUGUGCGAGAUUUUGGGUAUAACAUUUCGCUCGCUCAAACGUGGUCGGCAUUGGGAGCAUUCGAGGGCGACCGUGACGCUGACAGGACAAGCUAUGCAAUUGUCCCCAGCAAUUCUGAACAUUCCGACACGGAUUCUCAUGACGCGGAUUCUGAUGACGCGGAUUCUCAUGACACGGAUUCUGAUGUUCCAAUGGAUACUGAAUUCGACGGUGGCCGCAUCACUAGGGCGAGAGGAGCGCGUGAAGGAUCAUCCAAACCAAUCGCCCAUUCUGUGUUCGUCCCCUCUAGGACAAUACACAUUGAUUCUAGCAGUCCCCGGCCUCCGAGCUCUAGCGAUGCGUCGUCAGCUGGAUACAUUGAAAAAAAAUAA
Molecule: messenger RNA, 564 nt
Organism: Penicillium psychrosexuale
Lineage: Eukaryota; Fungi; Ascomycota; Eurotiomycetes; Eurotiales; Aspergillaceae
Exons: 1
Coding region: 1-564 (187 amino acids)
Source: RefSeq, a predicted model, not a curated record